Nymphalis io (European peacock) is the source of this 2349-nucleotide messenger RNA. RefSeq names its product deoxyribodipyrimidine photo-lyase (gene phr). The transcript is spliced from 8 exons. The coding region runs from base 92 to 1687 and encodes 531 amino acids. The record is from RefSeq and is a predicted model, not a curated record. Gene Ontology annotation, biological process: photoreactive repair. Lineage: Eukaryota; Metazoa; Arthropoda; Insecta; Lepidoptera; Nymphalidae. Gene Ontology annotation, molecular function: deoxyribodipyrimidine photo-lyase activity.
ACUUGAGCAAAUAGUAAACUUGUCCAAAACAUAACAAGGAACUAGAAAGAUUCUGUCCAUUAUUUUAAACGACUUAACCAAAAAUAAUAAAAUGAUUUCCGGUCUUAAGAGAAGUGUUAUUACAGUUUCUAAUAUAUCAUCUAAAGGAAAGUCAUCAAAAAAAAACAAAACCUAUAAACAUGAAAAUGUUGAUAUCGAUAAUAUUAAGACUGAAAUACAGAAAAAGCGGGAAGAAACUGCGGAGUCAAUUUUGAACUUUAGUUUUAAUAAGAAGCGUUUAAGAAUAGUUUCACAAGAGCAGAUGGUUGCAGAUGAUUGUGAAGGUAUUGUGUAUUGGAUGUCUCGCGACAGCAGAGUGCAAGAUAAUUGGGCAUUUUUGUUCGCACAAAAAUUGGCGCUUAAAAAUAAAGUACCUCUCCACGUAUGUUUCUGCUUAAUAGCAGAAUACUUAGAAGCUUCAGUCAGGCAGUUUGAUUUCCUAUUAAAAGGACUUGAACAAGUAGCUGAAGAAUGCAAUAAACUAAAUAUAUCAUUUCACUUGCUAGACGGUAGUGGUGGUGAAGUCUUACCACAGUGGGUCUUUGAUCACAAAAUUGGUGCUGUAGUUUGCGACUUCAACCCACUUAGAAUACCUCUAGGUUGGCUUGAAGAUGUUAAAAAAAAAUUAAAAAAAGAUGUACCCUUAAUACAGGUGGAUGCACAUAAUGUCGUGCCGUGCUGGGUUGCUUCAGACAAGCGAGAAUAUUCAGCACGGACUAUAAGGAACAAAAUCACUUCUAAGCUGGAGGAGUUUCUCACAGAAUUUCCGCCUGUUAUUAAACAUCCAUAUUCAAGCAAAUUCGAGCCUGAGCCAAUAAACUGGGAAGAAGCGUUAAAAACAAGGAAGGCAGAUGAGAGUGUAUUGCCAGUUAAUUGGGCUAAACCUGGCUAUGAUUAUGCACUACAGGUUUUGAAGAGUUUCAUUGAUGAACGUCUAAAAAUAUAUGCUACCAAAAGGAAUGACCCCACACAAAAUGCUCUUAGUAAUUUGUCACCGUGGUUUCAUUUUGGUCAAAUAUCAGUACAAAGAGUAGCCCUCUGUGUACAGGAAUAUAAAUCAAAACAUACCGAGAGUGUAAAUGCCUUCCUUGAGGAAGCAAUAGUCCGACGUGAACUGGCUGACAACUACUGUUUCUACUGCGAUCACUAUGACAGUAUCGAGGGAGCCAGUGCGUGGGCGCAGAAGACGCUUAAUGAUCACAAAAAGGAUACAAGGCCAUACGUUUACAAUUUAGAACAACUAUGCCAAGCCAUCACUCAUGACAAUUUGUGGAACGCGGCCCAGAUACAAAUGGUCGAUGAAGGGAAGAUGCAUGGAUUUUUACGCAUGUACUGGUGUAAGAAAAUUUUGGAAUGGACCGAGUCACCUGAAAAGGCUCUGGAAUAUGCUAUUUACUUAAAUGACCACUACAGUAUUGACGGCAGGGAUCCCAAUGGUUACGUAGGGUGCAUGUGGUCGAUAUGCGGCAUCCACGACCAGGGCUGGGCGGAGCGCGCCGUGUUCGGCAAGAUUCGUUACAUGAACUUCGAAGGGUGCAAACGCAAGUUCGACGUGGCCACCUUUAUGCAGCGAUACGCCAGGAAGUCGAGUCUAGCGAGGAACGUAAGAUUUCGUUCAUAUCAGGAGGAAGAGCAAACAAGCAGUUAAAAAGUAGUUUUAAUAUAAGAUUCUUCAAGUAAUAAUAAAACAACAGUGUACUAAGUUUUAAGUGUUUGUCAAACAUUUCGUGUUAAUGACGCUUUUGUUGAGUACAAUCUAAACUAUUUUUUCAGUAUUGCUCUCUUUCUAAUGUAUCAUUAGAAAAAGAUAGUCUGUUUUAAAGGCUUGUCAAAUAGUAACAGAUUGUAUACAACAGAUCCCACACCGUUGUGGGUAAUAUUUUAUCUAAGAAUACUGAAGUAGUUUAAUUCAGUAAAUCUAUUAUAAACAAUGUUAUUUCGAGAUUUGUUAUUUCGAUUCUUUGUCGUUACUUUGUUUUUAGUAGAUUAUUUGAUUCUGUUUUAAAGAUCUGUCAAAACUACCUCUUUAUAAUUAAGUUUCAAUAUAUUUAUUAAUUCUGAAGUGUAAGUAAAAUGUGUGUAGAGUAAAACCAUAACAUUAUAAUUGUUUUAAAAGUACGAGUGAAAUUCAGUACAAUCACGAAUGUACGGAAAUAUUAAUAAUAUAUUAUUUAUAUUAACAGUACUUAUAUAGGCACUCGUAUCCAUUAAAUGUGUAUGAGUGUGCCAUUUAUACAAAUCAUUUUUAGAAUAUUUUUAAUAUGUAUUUGGUUUGUAAGGUUUUUUUAAAUUUACUAGCAUAUUAAGGCU